UGGCGCAGCUCGAGUCGCGCGUCGCGGACUCCAGGCGCUGCCUGCAGAAGAUGGCCUGCGACGUGGGCUACCGCAGCCAGGCCGUCAAGGGCUACGCGGACUUCAUCAUGUGGCUGCUGGGGCUGCUCAAGCCCAUCAUGGGGGAGACGCGGCGCAACCAGCUCAAGGGCUACAUGGCGGCCUACAAGUCGGGGCUGAGCGGCCGCUCCUGCUACCGGAAGUACCCCUGCUACGCCAACAACAUGAGCACCAAGCGGGGCGCGGCGGCCAAGGGGUCGAGCCGGAGGGCGGACGGCGGCCCCGACAACAGCACCGUCUCCACCGAGGCCGUCGACCGCAGCGCCAGCAGCGCCAGCGUGGAGGAGCUCAUCGUGUACGACCUCGUCAACGCCACCGCCACUGCCAACGCCACUGCCAACGCCACCGACCUCGCCGGCGAGUGACCCAGCGCGACGAGCGGCAUCGCGCACCAUGUCGCGCACCGCCCACAGUACAGUGUGGGGCCUUCGCCUUCCCAAGGACGUUUGCGCAGCGACCUUGCGACGAGCCAUGCGAUUAGCCUUGCGGUUUUGGAUGUUUUCGCGGACGUCGGCGAGGUGGCGAGGUCGCCAACCUUAUCCUCGCCAUCGAGCCGACGAACCGCGCGGGGUGCCCGACCGGCGUCAUCGCGUUCAAGUCGCUCACCUUAGUCACCUUCCCCGGGUAGAUGCGCGCGAACCAUUUCUUUCCAAAGCGCGCCCCGUCAACCUACAGCCCGACUGGCGCCCGAGAACGAAAACGAAACGCCAAAACUACGUUCGUCGAUUCGGUGUAUUUUGGCCUCAAGCUUGCGCGCCUCUACCCCCGCGGAUUUGGUACUCGGUCAUUGUCCGUGCCAUCGCGCCAAGCCACGCCACGCCGGUCCGGCA
Messenger RNA from Thrips palmi, 908 nucleotides. RefSeq lists its product as uncharacterized. The record is from RefSeq and is a predicted model, not a curated record. Lineage: Eukaryota; Metazoa; Arthropoda; Insecta; Thysanoptera; Thripidae. The transcript is spliced from 2 exons. The coding region runs from base 51 to 443 and encodes 130 amino acids.